GAAAUACGCAUGGCGUUUUGUGCUAACAGUUUCAUAGUCGAUAAAUAUUCUUCUUCUCCCAAAGGCAGCUGUCGGAGAUUGCUUCUUCUAUCUUGUUGUAACGGUCGAGGUUCAUGCGAGCGCUCUAUGCGUGCGCAAAGGACUCAGCAGGAGCAUGGCGUUGAUGUCGGCCUCUCCCGUGGCAGUGUUGGUCUUGCUCGUAUCCGCCAGUCUUUGUGCAGAACUAGUAGUGUCAGAACCUGAUGGAGACCAAUGUGCAGUCAGAAAGGAUCCGGGAAAGCCAUCGCGUUACCUCGAGACUGCUUACAUUGUGCUGCUUUGCAUUGUCAUCCUGUUCAUGAUAUUUUUCUUUUUGAAUUUGGAACGGCUUGCCACCUUUAUCGCAUUUGGGAAAUAUGAACACGACACGGUCAAGUCCUUCAGAAGUACAGUGGGAACCGGACCAAUUGAGAUUUCAGACACUGUACCAGUCAUUCCGUCGCCUUUGGUCACCUGGAUCUCCUCAUAUAGUCAGUCGAAUUUCGGUGACGUCACAUACUGUGAACUGGACAGCGAAACCGGCAAACAUGACUGCUUACUGAGAGCGUUCAAUGGCAUAGAUGAGGGAGAAAUGGAUCGAAUGGCUGCUCUUUUUUGUAAAGAAACCAGAGUCCUUGCCGCCUCCAACCACGAAAACAUCCUGAAGUUUUAUGGUAUGGUUAAUCCUACUGCAGAAUCCGGGUUGCAUUUCCCGGCUCAGGUUCUCGAGUAUCCCAAGCUCGGUCGACUGGACAUCUUCUUGCGCGAGUCGGAGAUGAGCACCAGAGCCGCACUACCGACCGAGGACCGACCGGGCAUUAUGACCCAGCAGACGCUGGUGCGCUUUGCGCACGACAUCUGCUCGGCAGUGGAAUACAUUCAUCAAACAGAUUUUGUCCACAAGGAUCUGGGCUGUCGCAACUGCUUUGUCACCAAUCAGUUUCAGGUCAAGCUCUCGAUGUAUGAGCUUCACAUCAAAAAGCUGAAUUGGGAAUACCGCAAGCCGAAAGGUUUCCUCCGCUUCAACUGUGCGUACCGCUGGAUGUCACCAGAGAUGGUAUCUGGACAAGACAAAAUCACGUGCAAGUCGGAUAUCUACAUGAUGGCCGUCACCAUGUGGGAGAUCUUUCAAAAGGGAGAAAAGCCCUACCCGAGUCUGAAGGAGCAAGAGGCGGAGGCCAAGAUUGCGGAGGGAAAGCUUCUACCAUGGCCCAAGUACUGUUCGUCAGAUGUCCACGAGUUCAUGAACCGAUGCUGGUUGAGAAGUCCCAACCAGCGACCGACUGCAACGGAAGCCAAGGAUUUCUUGAAGAGCAAGCUGCCAGCAAGCAGUAUCGGCUUGCCUGGCUGUGACAUUGACGACACGGUAGAUUAUCUAGCGCAGCGGCGUGCUAGCACUGAAUCAAGCGGUAGCACACAGUCUGCUCAGGCUGUAGUUUCCGAUGCCGUCGACAAUGUACUGACGGUUCACUCGGCUUUUGGCGAACGUUAUUCCGGCCAGCCCGACCAAGCAGAAGCACAGGAAUUGUUAGCUGCCGACUCCACACCGAGUCCAACGCCUGCUGGCGGUGCCGGCGAUGGCGAUACCGAAAUGGAAGUGGUCGUCAGAGAGGGUAGCGGCUCUGCCGUGGACAACGCGUCCCGGCGGUCAGAUGCGCACCUCCUUCCGGGCAGUCCAAGCGGGACCAAUCCGCAUUCGCAGACCACUGCUGUGUAGGUACAGCCGUCACAUCAGCCCUAUAUCAAGUCUUCACCUAUCUCCAGUGUUCUGAAUAGUGCGUGUUGCGAGCCAGUCAUGUCCAGUGAUGCAAACACGUCCGACUCCUCGAUCUAUAUCGCCAUAAUCUCCGGGAAGCUAUUGAUACAACUGGCCAGCUUGCUAUUCUUCACGGUGAGUGACCCUGUACCACAGUGUGUGUAUGCUGACGUAUUCAGAAUGGCGUAUUGGCAAAUUGCUAGCUUGGAAAAGUCACUGGCAUGGCCCUGUUAUAGACUACUAUUGAGCCCCUUCUUUGUCCAUCUCUGCUUAUGCUCCCCCGUUGUAGUUGCACCGCGUCAUGCAACCGGUGUCUAAUCUAAUCUCACCUCUGGAGCCCCCCCCCCCCCCUGCCCAACCAGCUAUAGAUUUUGGCCCCAGCUACUCGACAUUGCAUGUGUCUUGGUCUUUUUCGGUGCUGCUCCAGGCUUUGGUGAUGCCUAAUUGUACUCAUGAUAACUCCGAUUUCCUAUCAAAUGAAUGGUAUACUCAA
Molecule: messenger RNA, 2267 nt
Organism: Sycon ciliatum
Lineage: Eukaryota; Metazoa; Porifera; Calcarea; Leucosolenida; Sycettidae
Product: BDNF/NT-3 growth factors receptor-like
Exons: 11
Coding region: 155-1735 (526 amino acids)
Biological process (GO): protein phosphorylation
Molecular function (GO): protein tyrosine kinase activity; ATP binding
Source: RefSeq, a predicted model, not a curated record